AUGUCGGCCGCCGCUUCAUCAUUCGUGGCAGCCAAAUCGCAGUCCUAUAAUCCCUAUCCCUCUUUUUACGCCUCUUCUUUCUCCGAUGACCUUAUUAAUCCUCAUGUCCCGCAUCCGCUCUCCUUGGAUUCGCCUUUCAACCUGCCCGGUGACGACUUCACGGGUCUCGAAUCCUUCGACUCUUGGGCCCCGGUAACUGACGGUCCAUAUCAGCCACUGCCUGCUAUAUCAACUCCGUUCUACCCAUCACCCUACACACCUGCCGUUGAAGCACAGCCAAGUCCCUUGCAGAAUGAACUUUCGUUUCCGGACUUGGAUGUUCCGAACGAUUUCUUCCCGUCGCACGAGCCUCUGACAUACUCCGAAGACUCUACCCAAUCACAACCACCUCCUAUGUCCCUUGCCACAUCGACCACCUCGUCUCCCAACUCGUCAACUCCUAGUGACGCUGGUACGACUCGGCCCAAGCCCGCGCUGUCGCGGGUUGAAAAACGUCAACUGAACACGAUGGCAGCGCGGCGCUAUCGCCAACGACGAGUCGACCAGGUAACUCAGCUGGAGGCCGAGCUCAAGAAAGUCAAGGAGGAGCGGGAUGCGUUGAAAAUGCGUGUUUCCAAGCUGGAAGGCGAGACGGAUGCUCUCCGAAGCCUUGUCGGGAGGAAGAAAUAG
This is a messenger RNA of Aspergillus steynii IBT 23096, 669 nucleotides long. Its product is annotated as bZIP transcription factor. Gene Ontology annotation, cellular component: nucleus. Lineage: Eukaryota; Fungi; Ascomycota; Eurotiomycetes; Eurotiales; Aspergillaceae. The transcript is spliced from 3 exons. The coding region runs from base 1 to 669 and encodes 222 amino acids. Gene Ontology annotation, biological process: regulation of transcription by RNA polymerase II. Gene Ontology annotation, molecular function: RNA polymerase II transcription regulatory region sequence-specific DNA binding; DNA-binding transcription activator activity, RNA polymerase II-specific. The record is from RefSeq and is a predicted model, not a curated record.